UAUCAGCUCUACAACCCUACUCCUGAGGCAUUGAACACGAAGCUCAAAACCAACACGACAUCAUAAUGAUUUUCUCUUUCUCUCUAUACUUCGAUCUUACGAUCAUACUCGCUCUGGUCCUCCAGGCGAGAGCAGUGCCGCACCCGGUAGCUAAGCGCUCAAAUUCCGACCUCAGCUUGACGGCUCAACUUCGCCUUGCCGAUACGGCCAUUGAGCGCUACAAACUGCUCCCUAAUGACUCCGACUUUGUCUUCAACUUCACCGGCACAGAACAGAUCCCAGUAGCCACAAGCCAGAACUGGCCAGCACUCGUCGAUGUCGGCGCCGCUAUUAGCAUGUCACAACUUCCAGCAUGUAGCAUGAGCUUCCUCCACCUCCACCCCCGCGCCACUGAGCUAUUUGCUCUUAAUUCCGGCCAUAUUCUCUCCGAAAUGGUCCCUGAAGCUGGAGUUCUUGAUAGUAACAACAGCCAGCGGGUUAUCCGGACGGACCUGCGCCCCGGUCAAGUGACCAUCUACCCGGCAGGUUCAUUCCACACGCAAGUGAACCCGGACUGCGAGCCAGCGAACUUCACCGCUGCGUUUACGUCUGAUGAAUUCGCUGUGAGCCUGGUGGCGGAGCAACUGUUCUCCCUCAGUGAUGGGGUCAUUGCACGGACCUUUGGGCAGAGUAUUACCGGGGAUGAUAUUGAGAAGAUCCGGAAAGCCAUCCCAUCAGAUAUGGCGAUUAAGGUGGAGGAGUGUUUGACGAAGUGCGGGAUGGCGAAGCGAGUGCACUUUCCGUGUGACAAAAUUUUCUACACCGACCUGAAUGUCCCAUCUAUCGAAGCCCUUUCCGUCUACCCUUCAGGAAAGAAGUCCGUCGGUGGACCAGUGAACCUAUGGGACGUUAUCGCGAACAUCAGCGUCAGCGUCACGAAUACCGGUGGUAGGGCUAGAGCUGAGAUUCCACAAUUGUACCUAUCAUAUCCCGUGAGUGCGAAGCAGCCUGUGCGCCAGCUUCGACGCUUUGAGCGGGUGGAGCUGGCUCGCAGGGAGAGGUCGACGGCGCAACAAUGGGCUGUUAAGGGGGGACGGUUACUAUUCGGACAGAGUGAUGCCUGGUCCUUGCUGUUGUGA
Molecule: messenger RNA, 1118 nt
Organism: Aspergillus neoniger CBS 115656
Lineage: Eukaryota; Fungi; Ascomycota; Eurotiomycetes; Eurotiales; Aspergillaceae
Product: spherulin-1B precursor
Exons: 6
Coding region: 66-1118 (350 amino acids)
Cellular component (GO): cell wall
Molecular function (GO): manganese ion binding
Source: RefSeq, a predicted model, not a curated record